Messenger RNA from Tetranychus urticae (two-spotted spider mite), 5460 nucleotides. Its product is annotated as phospholipid-transporting ATPase ABCA3-like. Gene Ontology annotation, biological process: transmembrane transport; lipid transport. Gene Ontology annotation, cellular component: intracellular membrane-bounded organelle; membrane. Gene Ontology annotation, molecular function: ATP binding; ABC-type transporter activity; ATP hydrolysis activity. The record is from RefSeq and is a predicted model, not a curated record. Lineage: Eukaryota; Metazoa; Arthropoda; Arachnida; Trombidiformes; Tetranychidae.
UAGCCGCAGAUUUUGUUAGAUGUGUUUCUCGGAAACCGCAGAAUUAAUUAUUCUCGCUCAUUUUCAUGAUCAAUUCAUUCUAAUACUAUCAAAUAUUAGUCACUUUCAAAUCCACUUAUCAAUCUAAUAUUUACCUUUCUCAUCCAUCCAUUAUCAAAUAUGAAGAGUCAAACCACUCUUACUAUCAAUACUUUCAGUAAAAACCAUUUAUAUAAAAAGUUACCUUUCAGGGUCUACUAACCAAUCAUAGUGUUGAUUAGCAAAUUGUCCUUUUCUUUCAAUUGUGAAUAUUUAACUAAUUGUUUGACAAACCUUCUAAAUGAAGGAUGAAGCAUCAAUAACUUAAUUGAAUGAUUUAAAAUCAGUGUUACUUAUUUACUUCACUGCUAAAGACCUGCUAAAAAAGUGUAAAAAUGGCAUUUGUUUAUUGGAGCCAGUUGAAAUCUAUGUUAAUAAAAGAUCAGCUCAUCAGGAAGAGACAUUGGAUAUCUUCAUUGUUUGAAUUUUUCUUGCCGAUUUUACUGGUUCUGUUGCAUAUCUGGAUCUUGGACGAUCAAGGAACGACUCAUCUGUCAUCAUCUGCUGCGCCUAAAUCAAAAGUUGUCAGACAAAACAGUCCGCCUUUGAAAUAUUCAAGUGAUGUUUAUUUUUCACAGACAUUUUAUUGCAAUUCAUUUGGCGCACAUAUUUAUUACACUUCACCCAACGAUGUUGCUUCAAAACUGUUGCCUCCAAAAUUUUCCGCUUGUAGUUUAAGGAGCGUAUCAUUGGCCAACGACAGAGCCGUGGUCAAGGCCUGGGGAGAUGCAGUUGACGAAAGAUUCCGUAAUUCAAACACUGCCGUCUUUUUCCAUGAAUUGGAUGUUGACAAAGGGAUUGCCAAUUAUACAAUAGGAGGACCAACAAUUGAAUAUGAAGGACCUUACAGUGAACCAGUAUUGAACACUUAUCAAGACUAUAUUAGGACGCAAUCAGUGAUCAAUAUUUUGAUGGCCAACUAUCCCGAUUUCGCAUCAUUGAAGGAAGCAAAUUUGGAGUAUGUCUACACAUCCAAGUUGUUCAAUGAAGGAAAUCCAUCGCAUGAGAAAGAAACUGAUUCCAACCCAAAACCAGCCUCACAAAGUUCAUUUCAAAUCGAUACUUUCAAUUUUAUUGAGGCCUAUGCUUUCCUAGAGAUUGGGUUAAUUUAUUUAGCAUCCAUUAUAACACGACGCUUGAUUCGGGAAAAGGUAACCAAUUCAAAGGAAUUGCUAAGAAUCAUGGGAUUAAGCGAUUUGGUUUAUUGGAUUUCACAUUUUAUAAAUUAUCUAUCUUUAUCCAUAUUUCAUGCAACUUUCAUCACAAUCAUUUACUCUGUUUUUAGUAACAAAAAUCCUUAUGGCAAUUGGAGUGCAAGUUUAUUUUGGUUCAAUUAUCUCAUCACUUCGAUUAGCAACAUUUUAUUUACGUUUACCUUUACAACCGUAUUAAAUCGACCCAUUAUCGGUGUUUUACUUGUCAUCGUUGGACGAGCUGGAUUGGCUUAUUUACCGGUUGCUGCCAGUACAUCGACCCUUAAAUUAUUAUACAUUUCACCCAAAGUAUGGUCUUGUCUCCUUCCAAGUGGCCAGUUGCACUUUUCAAUCUAUGACAUGUUUUACUUUGGAGCAUCGGUAAAGGGUGUAUCUUGGUCUAGCAUAUUUAAAUCAGUUAAAUCACCAGAAACUCUUGUUCUUGGAUACAUUUAUCUAACUGCAGUUGUAUCCUGGUUUGUCUACAGCUUGCUAAUCUGGUAUCUAGAUGCAGUUUGGCCAUGGCAGUCAGGAACACCAAAACCAUGGCAUUUCCCAGUUUCAUCAUUUUUCAAUAAACCAAUUGAAGACAUUGAAAUGAAUGGAUCAACUACACACGAUCUCAAUGGCAACACCAACAUGAGAUAUGAACCAGAGCCGCCUCUUUUAAAACCCAGUGUACAGUGUAUCAAUUUAUACAAAUCCUUUGGUUCAACUGGCGGUAAAAAGUUUGCUGUUAAUGGGUUAAACUUGAAUAUCCUUAAAGGCCAAAUAACAGUUCUUUUGGGUCACAAUGGAGCCGGUAAAACGACAACAAUGUCAAUGAUUACAGGAAUACUUAAACCCUCAGCAGGAAAGGUUUUGGUCAAUGGCAUAGACCUUCAUCAAGAUACUGUUGCAGCUCGUCGUUGUCUUGCCUUGUGUCCACAAACUGAUCUAUUAUUUGAAGAGCUCACUGUGACGGAAAAUUUGGAGCUUGUUACUGGCUUGAGAGGUUUAAGUCGAGAAGUGAAAAAGCAAUUGAUACCAUUAAACAUAGAGAGAGUCAAUUUAACGGAUAAAACUGAUACAUUGGCUUGUAAUUUAUCAGGUGGGAUGAGACGCCGUCUUCAGUUGGCUUUGGCCUUAUCAACAGCUUCAGAAACGCUCAUCUUGGAUGAACCAACAUCAGGCCUUGAUCCAGAAUCUCGUCGUCAAUUGUGGAAUUUAUUAUUGGAAUUGAGAAAAGAUCUGUCCAUUUUAUUGACAACCCAUUUCAUGGAGGAAGCCGAUGCUCUAGGUGAUCGUAUAGUUAUUAUGUCGUCUGGAGAAAUUAAAUGUUCUGGAAGUCCAAUGUUUUUGAAACAUCGAUUUGGCACUGGAAACUCAAUUAGAAUAGCUAAAAAUGUUUCAUCAUUUAAUCAAGAUAGUCUACUGGAUACGAUGAAAGCUCAUUUUCCCAAUGCUGUUGCCACCAAUGAAACUAAUGAAGAAAUUGUUUACCAACUAAGCUCAGGAAUUAAAUCCACUGCAGAUUUAUCAACAGCAACUUUGGCUCAACUCUGUGAUUCCCUGGAUGAAAAUUCAAACUCACUGGGAAUCACUUCCUAUGGGAUUUCAGUGACUACUCUUGAAGAUGUUUUCCUCAAGGUUUCUGAAGAUGACGGUGCAAGUGAACAAACUAGAGUUCAAAUUGAAGAUAAACUGUUUGAGUUGAAUAAAAUUCUGGGUUAUCAGAGACUCAAUGGAUUGCCCUUGUUUCUUCAACGAAUGAGGGGACUUCUCAUGAAACGAGUUAAUUACACGAAAAGACAUUACAAAACAAUUGGAUUCACCAUCAUUCUUCCUGUGAUUGUUUUACUGUUCACAUUUUUGGCUGCAACAAGUACAACAUACUCUUUUACUCCAAGCCAACAAUUGGAUUAUCCUUAUCCAAUUGAACUCAAUUUGAAAUCGAUUUAUGGACCAAAUGCUAAAGCUGUUGUUCGAGCAACAUUCACUAAUAAUCUACCCUUCAUCAAAGCCUACAACGAAAUUAUGGAAAAGGCAGGAAUCGAAGUUGUCAAUAUUCCAGCUUCUCUGUCCCUCAAUGAAUAUAUGAAAACAAGUAACCAAAGUGCUGAUGAAUUCAUGAGAGACAACAUUUUUGGUCUCAUUGAAGAUCCAUCCAAACUUUCAGGCUUUGCUUUAUGGUUCAACCCGAGAGUCGCACUAUCCUUGCCAUUGACGAUAGAUGCAUGGACAAACGCACUGAUUAGGCUUCACUUCAAUGGCAAUCAGAUGUCAAAGGCUACCACGACAAUAAUGGCCAUGCCAAAUCGAGGAACAAACGAACCUUUUAUUACAUCUACAGUUUCUCAAAUUGUUUCAGCUAUAUUUGCACCAAUCGCUUUCGCUCUCAUUUCUUGUUCAUAUUUCCUAUUCCCAUCUAUUGAAGCCCAAAAUAAGGCCAACUUAAUCCAAAGAAUGAGCGGAAUCAAAGCGCCCAUUUUCUGGUUCAGUCACUUGGUUUUUGACUUUUCUUACCACAUAAUUGUAUCUAUAAUCAUCUUGAUCACCAUUACUGUCGUUGAUCAAUUCAUAUUCACCAGCAUAGAAGCUUUCGGUUCUAUUUUUUUACUUCUUUUACUUCAUGGUUUAUCAUCGAUUCCUUUGUUUUACAUAUUUUCCCUUUUACCAAUGAAUCCUGAUCGAGGAUUCUCCCUGUUGACAACAAUAUCAUUAGUUUGUACUUUGGUUGGUUCAGCAUUGGCAGCUUCACUAGUUUCUUUCGGCAAAAUAAAAUCUCUUCACGUUCUUUUGGGUGAUCUUUUCCCACCUUUUGCCAUGUCCUUUGGGUUGUCCAAGGUUUAUGGAGCGGUAAAAUUGCACUCUGAAUGUUCGAGAAUCAAUGCUUGUGAUCCUGGCAACACCGUUUCUCGUCGCCUUUGUUGCAAUGAAAAUUCAGAAUUGAUCUCAUUCAAUCCAUUUAAAUGGUCCAAAGAUGGAAUUUUAGUCGAAAUUUUAAUGCUUACUUUAGACUCGAUUCUUUACACGGUCAUCUUGAUAGUACUGGAUGUCAAUUUACAUAGACUCAUCUAUUGGUACGACACAGUCAAGAAAAAAUUAUUAGAAGCUCCUGAAACUCAAGGAGUAGUUGAAGACGAAGACGUUAUUGCUGAGAAACAUCGUGUUCAACAAUUGAUCCAAUCAAAAAAGAUUGACUCCGAAGCUUUGGUCGUCAAUGAAUUGAGCAAAGACUUUGGAUCAUUUCGAGCCGUUGAUAAAAUCAAUUUUGCCGUUCAUAAAGCUGAAUGUUUUGGGUUACUUGGCAUCAAUGGAGCUGGUAAAACAACAACAUUCAGAAUGUUGACCGGUGAUGCAAUGGUAACUCAAGGAGACGCUUUCCUUGAAUCCUAUUCAUUGAGAAACAACCUGCAAGACUUUCAACAAUCAAUCAGUUACUGUCCUCAAUUUGAUGCUUUGAUUGACAACUUAACUCCACAAGAGACUUUGACUCUAUUUGCUCGGAUAAGAGGAAUGCCUGAAGAUAAAGUCAAAGACAAUGUAAAUUAUAUCAUCACUUCAACCGAUUUAACAAAAUUUGCAAAAACUUGCAAUCAAAAUUUGAGUGGAGGCAAUAAGAGGAAAUUGUCGUUGGCAAUUGCUUCCAUUGCCAGGCCUAAGGUAAUGUUUCUUGAUGAACCAACCACUGGUGUAGAUCCGGCUUCGAGACGUAAAAUUUGGUCAACAUUAAUGCAUCUUCGAGAUACAAGUGGCUCAUCAAUUGUAUUAACAAGUCACUCUAUGGAUGAAUGUGAAGCUUUAUGCUCCAGGAUUGGUAUAAUGGCAAGAGGAAACUUUAAAUGUUUAGGAUCAACUCAACAUUUGAAGGAAAAGUUUGGACAAGGAUUUACAUUGAUUAUUAAGAUUGACCAAGAAGCUCUAAAGAAAGAAGACGAAAUUGAUAGAAUCAAGCAAUUUAUCAAAGAUGAAUUUCCAAGUUCAAUAUUGCGUGAUUUCCAUCAGACGAUACUUCAUUACCAUAUAACUGACACUUCAUCUCGGUGGGGUGACAUGUUACGAUCAUUAGACCAUGGAAAAGGUGCUUUAAUGAUUGAAGAUUUCACUCUAAGUGGAACAACAUUGGAACAAAUUUUCCUCUCAUUUGCCAAAGAAAGUUGAUUACUAUUGCAAUUAGUCCAUAACUUAUCUUAUAAAUUGAAUGUCA